Messenger RNA from Ostrinia nubilalis (European corn borer), 1120 nucleotides. RefSeq names its product high affinity copper uptake protein 1 (gene Ctr1A). Lineage: Eukaryota; Metazoa; Arthropoda; Insecta; Lepidoptera; Crambidae. Bases 114 to 878 code for a protein of 254 amino acids. Gene Ontology annotation, biological process: copper ion transmembrane transport. The record is from RefSeq and is a predicted model, not a curated record. The transcript has 7 exons. Gene Ontology annotation, molecular function: copper ion transmembrane transporter activity. Gene Ontology annotation, cellular component: plasma membrane.
UUUGGCGUGGUGCGCUGUUGUGUCCAUUACCUCCUCAGAAAGUUACAUCAUUGGUAAAGAAAUUAAGUUUACAACAGUGCUUUACAAGCACACUAACUGAGCUAACGGCUAAAAUGGAUCAUCAUUUACAUAUGGAUCAUUCGAAUCAUGAAACGGGGCAUGCGGAUCAUAGCAAUAUGAACCAUGAUAUGGCACACGCAAUGCACGAAGAACAUCAACGAAAUAUCACCCAUCUGAUUGGGAACACAAUAAACGAUAUGUUUAAUACAAGUGAAGACAUGAGCAGUAUGAACUAUAGGUCCGACGUCAGAAGCCCUGAAAGCCAUAGCGGUCAUAGUGGCCACGGAAGCCAUGGGAGCGGACACCACGACCACGGUAGCGGCAGUGGUCACAGCAUGAUGUCGAUGACUUUUCAUGGUGGCUACGUUGAAAAGAUUCUAUUUUCGUGGUGGGAUGUUACUGAAGUAGGAGAAUUUGUUGGCUCAUUCUUUGCAAUAUUUUUCAUGGCUCUACUUUAUGAAGGACUCAAAUAUUACAGGAAACAUUUACUUUGGAAAACAUAUACAGGGCUUCAGUAUUGUGCGGUCUCGCCUCCUGACAAAGGAGUUUCUAAUAUUUGUGCAGCAGAUGAACCUCAAGUUAUACAGCCAGUUCCUCACGUGCUAGAAAGAAAUGUGCCAACAAUGCUGAGUACAGCCCACGCGUGGCAAACGUUUCUGCACGGGGUCCAGGUCCUGGUGAGCUACAUGCUCAUGCUUGUGUUCAUGACCUACAACACGUGGCUGUGUGCAGCAGUAGUGCUCGGCUCGGCCACUGGCUACUUCCUCUUCGGCUGGCGCGAAUCAGUCGUGGUCGACUUCACUGAACACUGUCACUGAUACACCGAAUACCGCGAACGUGAACCAGACUAGUAUUAUUAGUUAAUUACGACCUCGCUCUGUUAUACGCUCAAAUCGUGAACCGACUCCAUGGUGUAUAUUAUCACGUUAUAAGAGGACAGAUUUUGUUUAAGUAGGUACUUUUUGGGCAGCAUUGUUUAUACCAGUUAUAUACGUUUUAGGAUAAUAUACAUAAUAUUUUAGGCUAGUUAUAUAUGAAAUAUAGUAAAAUAUGCUUUUAA